Chelmon rostratus (copperband butterflyfish) is the source of this 1277-nucleotide messenger RNA. RefSeq names its product calcium channel, voltage-dependent, gamma subunit 8b (gene cacng8b). Gene Ontology annotation, molecular function: voltage-gated calcium channel activity; channel regulator activity. The coding region runs from base 30 to 1277 and encodes 415 amino acids. NCBI's taxonomy places the organism in Eukaryota, Metazoa, Chordata, Actinopteri, Chaetodontiformes, Chaetodontidae. Gene Ontology annotation, biological process: positive regulation of synaptic transmission, glutamatergic; regulation of AMPA receptor activity; transmission of nerve impulse. The transcript is spliced from 5 exons. Gene Ontology annotation, cellular component: AMPA glutamate receptor complex; postsynaptic density membrane. The record is from RefSeq and is a predicted model, not a curated record.
AGUCGAAGGAUAGAAACUCGCCGUCAGGCAUGGUGUGUGAGAAGGGGAUCCAGAUCCUUCUCACCACCGUGGGGGCAUUCGCUGCCUUCGGCCUGAUGACGGUGGCAAUAGGGACGGACUACUGGCUGUACUCCCGUGCCCUCAUCUGCAACAGCACAGCCAACGUCACCCAGGAUGACCCCCAUAACAAGGACAAGAAGGAUCCUGGCGCACUCACCCACUCUGGACUGUGGAGGAUAUGCUGCCUGGAAGGAGUAAAGAGAGGAGUGUGUUCUCAGAUAAACCACUUCCCAGAAGAUGCAGACUUUGACCAUGACGGGGCAGAGUACGUCCUACGGGUAGUCAGGGCUUCCAACAUCUUCCCGAUCCUUAGUGCCAUCCUGCUGCUGAUGGGAGGAGUUUGCAUUGCUGCUAGUCGUUUCUAUAAGAGCAAAAGGAAUAUCAUCCUGGGGGCAGGAAUUCUCUUUGUGGCUGCAGGUCUGAGUAACAUAAUUGGCGUGAUCGUGUACAUCUCGGCCGCGCUGGGCGACAUCUCUCCUAAGAAGGACGAGGAUAAGAAGUGGCAGUACUCCUACGGUUGGUCCUUUUACUUCGGAGGCCUGUCCUUCAUCAUGGCCGAGAUGGUGGGGGUCCUAGCUGUCAACAUCUACAUCGAGAAGAACAAGGAGCUGCGCUGCCGCUCACGCACCGACAUUUUCAAGAGCACCACGCACGCCAUGCUCCGCCUGCCCAGCUACCGCUUCCGCCGCCGCUCCCGCUCCUCAUCCCGCUCCACCGACCCCUCCCGCUCCCGAGACCCCUCACCUGUAGGGGGAGGUGGGGGCAAGAACUUCGGCAUGCCCCCCUCUGCGCUGCUUUCCCAGGGCCCCAUUUCGGUGUCCACUUUACCAAACCCCCACUCUCGCUCACACACGGCCCUGGCUGGAGGUGACAUCUCCCUCUACACGUUGUCCCGUGACCCCAAACUGGGGGGCUUGCCGCCCAUGUAUGGAACGGUGGACAGGGCCACGCUCUACCAGCUCCACAACUGCUUCCCAAAGGAUGGAGGUGGAGGUGGAGGGGUUAUGAUGAGUGGUACACUUCCCUCGCUUAAGUCCCACAACCCUUCCAAUUCUUCCAACUCCAACGCGCCCAUGCCCAACUCGGUGGGCUCGGGUCCUCCACCCUUUACCUCGUCCACAGUAGACAGGGAGCGGGGGAUGGGGACUCUGGACAGGCUGAAGGGAGACAGGGAGAGCAACUCUAACACCCUCAAUAGGAAGACGACGCCUGUUUAG